Molecule: messenger RNA, 1650 nt
Organism: Vitis vinifera (wine grape)
Lineage: Eukaryota; Viridiplantae; Streptophyta; Magnoliopsida; Vitales; Vitaceae
Product: acid phosphatase 1
Exons: 3
Coding region: 883-1650 (255 amino acids)
Molecular function (GO): acid phosphatase activity
Source: RefSeq, a predicted model, not a curated record
UAUCUACAAAUUAACCAAUGUCCAGUUGAGAUAGAUGAAACGUUUUAUGACAUUCGACAUUACCUUUGCGUGUCUAUUCUAAAAGUCAUCAUCUGGGCGAUUCAUCCUCAAGCUUAAAAAAGACAUUAUUACACCCAAAACAUACCCCCCUCCUCAAGAUUAGAUCAUUAAAGAUCCACCCUUGUACAUGGAUCAUUUUCUUUACCCAAAGGGGUCUAGAAUAAGGAGAAACAGUACUGCAGAUACUAAUACCAAAACUAACAUCAACACAUAGCAUCUGUGCGGUUAUAAGCAAAUCUUGAUAAGACCCUCAUUGGAUCAGGUGAGAAAAAGGCAAUAUAGAUCAGAGGAGUGAAUUCAAAUAUAGGCUCCAUAUUGGAUGAUCUUUUUUCUUCAGUAAGGCUGCAAGAAAGCCAGACCCCUGUGGUCAAAAAGUAGAUAAACACAUGUUGAAAACUUGGUAUUAGAUCAAUAAGUCUCUGCCUAUAAGCCAAUCUUUAUUGGGCACCCAUUGAAUAUUGUAGGUUAAAGCCAACACAACUGACACGUCAGGACUAUUCCACCAUGAUAAUAACAUGACAGACAUAUGGUCCAAAAAGGCAUUCAUACAAAAAUUCCCCAUGCUGCAUGAAGGAUGUGGAUCCCUAUACUCCAGGUGACAAUUAGUAAGGUCCAGACCCAUGAACUAAUCUUUUGUUUUAACCAUAUAUAAUUUGUGUCAGUUGUCUGUAUAUUUUUUUGAAGAGAAUCUUAUGCCCUAGACCAUAAACCUUCCCCCCCAUGGUCAUGUCCAUUGUCCACCCACAGGAAUUCUAAGGCAUCCCACAGGUAUUUUAAGGCACCCACAUGUAUUUUCUAUAGUUUCUCCACAAGCAUUACAACAUGGGAGGAGUACUGGUGAUAUGGCUCUUGCUCUUUGCCGGUGCUGUUGAGCUUUCUCUGGGAAUAUCCCAUGAAAUUCAUCUUCUCCGGCCACAGCUUGGCUCCAGUGGCCACCAUGUUCCGGGGCUUUCCUGCCUGAGUUGGAGACUUGGAGUGGAAGCACACAACAUCAUUGAGUGGUCAACUGUGCCACAGGCCUGUGAAAGCUAUGUGGGGCAUUACAUGCUCGGCCACCAGUACCGGAAAGACUCGAGAGCUGUGGUGUAUGAGGCACUUACUUAUGCUCAAAGCCUCAAGCUGGCCGUAGAUGGCAAGGACAUAUGGGUGUUUGAUGUAGAUGAGACUUCUCCCUCUAAUCUGCCUUACUAUGCUAAGCAUGGAUUCCGGGUUGAAGCAUACAAUUCCACACAAUUCAACAAUUGGGUCUAUGAGGGAAAGGCUCCGGCACUGCCAGAAAGUCUUAAGCUGUACAAGAAGUUGCUGUCUCUUGGGAUUAAAGCUGUAUUCAUAACAGGCAGGCCAGAGGCCCAAAGAAAUGUCACAGCAGCCAAUUUACGAAAUGUGGGAUAUCACACUUGGGAGAAGCUCAUACUCAAGGGAUCUUCGGCGGGUACAAUAGUUGUGUAUAAGUCAAAUGAAAGAAAAAAGUUAAAGAAGAGUGGAUACAGAAUAAUUGAUAAUAUUGGUGAUCAAUGGAGUGAUAUCUUAGGAACUAAUACCGAGAAUAGGACUUUUAAGUUGUCUAAUCCAAUGUACUAUAUCAGUUGA